AUGAACGAAGCCGAGUCCUUCGAUUCUAAGAGCAUUCUGGAUCAGGUCGACCAGUAUUUGAGUGACCAGAGCGUGCGCCAGGGCGAACAGCCGGGGGCCGCGCCGUUCCAGGAGCUGAGCUUUCACGCGUUGCCACACGGGCACGAGCACAACCAGGACGCGGAGCACGGUUCCGAGAAGGGCCGGGAGCACGGACAUAGUUUCAGCCAAGGGGACCACAGCGCGCACCUGGGCCAUGGAUUCCAGCUCGAGCUCGAGGUCGCGACGCACUCUCACGUGCGCCCUGACAUGGUGUUCUCGCCGGUCAUAUCGCCUGUGGUGGCUCCCCAGCACCCCUCCCACACGCCAUUUUUGCGCUCACAGGCUUCCGGCAUGAGCGGUGGCGCGAGUACUAAGCCGUCGUUCUCGCCGCUAUCCUCUCCAGCGAUCGACGCGCAAUUUCCGGAGUAUCCGGGCGCGAAACGCGGGUCAUCCUCCUCAUCUUCGAGGGGCAAAAAAACGCCAUUGUCCACGCCUGCGCUGACGGCCACCACUUUCAGUAACUCUUCCGGCUCGAAGGUCGCGAAAAACAGCCCACAGCUCUCGAGCCGCAGGUCUGCUCUGAGCAAACGUAAAAGCGCUGCGACCAACUGGGACGACAUGUUCAAGCUGCCCGACAGUAGUAUCCCACCGCCAUCCGUGCCGCUUUUUGGAAGCGCCCAACAGCAGCAGCAGCAGCAGCAGCAACAGCAACAGCAACAGCCUCAGAAUACCUCUCACUUGCACACUCAUUCGCUAUCGGAGUCUGCAGAUGACACAGUUUCUGGUUCGUGUUCGAGCGCGUCCUCAGUUCGUGCGCGUGCGUCUGGUACGCCGGCGCUGCCAUCAAGGGACCCCGACGGAGCAGGGCACAACGACUUCAAUGUGACGCCCGCGACCCUAAUGAACUACCCCAAGAUUAUUCUGCCGUCCAAUUCCCGCGACGUCGGUUCACACGCGCAGUCGCCGGUACGAGACCAGUCGACUUACGCGCAUUCAGGCAACGGCCACGUAAUCAUGGCGACUGACUCGCCUGUCAUCCAAGCGAAGAACCCGAACCUGCCGCUGUCGCGUCACGCUAGCAACACAUCAAUACCUACACGCUCCACGCCCGAGCUGCGACCCGUUCGUAAGAGCAGCAAGUCGUCACUCGUCGACAGCGGGCCGGACCCAGACGAAGACGAACAGGCCAAAAAGGAGGUUCACAAAGCGGCCGAACAGGGCCGCCGGAACCGUCUCAACACAGCGCUCGCAGAGCUCCAUACUCUCGUGCCCGCAGAAAUGAAAGAAGCGGUGCUUAUUCCGUCGAAAGCGACGACGGUGGAGAUGGCCUGCACUUAUAUUCGGCAGCUAAUCCAACGGGUAGAGGAGCUUCAGCGGUAA
Messenger RNA from Lachancea thermotolerans CBS 6340, 1401 nucleotides. RefSeq names its product phosphate-sensing transcription factor PHO4 (gene PHO4). Gene Ontology annotation, molecular function: protein dimerization activity. The coding region runs from base 1 to 1401 and encodes 466 amino acids. NCBI's taxonomy places the organism in Eukaryota, Fungi, Ascomycota, Saccharomycetes, Saccharomycetales, Saccharomycetaceae. The record is from RefSeq and is a predicted model, not a curated record. The transcript has a single exon.